GAGCUGAUGCGGUCCCAAAGACUGCAGAAAAUUUCCGUGCUUUGUGCACCGGAGAAAAAGGAUUUGGUUACAAAGGCUCCUCCUUCCACCGUAUCAUACCAAAGUUCAUGUGCCAGGGUGGGGAUUUUACCAAUCAUGAUGGAACUGGGGGUAAAUCUAUCUACGGAGAGAAGUUUCCUGACGAGAACUUCCAGUUGAAGCACAAGGGAAUGGGGACUCUGUCCAUGGCCAACGCGGGACGCAACACCAACGGGUCCCAGUUCUUCAUCUGCACCGCCUCCACUGAUUGGCUGGACGGAAAGCAUGUGGUGUUCGGCAGCGUCGUGGAGGGCAUAGAUGUUGUCAAGGCGAUGGAGAAGCAAGGCUCAAAGAGCGGCUCUCCUAAAGCCAAGGUCGUCAUUGUCGAUUGUGGCGAGUUAAAAUAAAGCAGCUCCUCUCUAAUGUUCCCAGAAAAAGGCCUACUUCAAACCCAAGUGUCGUCUGCUGUGACUUGUUCUGUAAUAUUUCAUCCUUUCUGUGC
This is a messenger RNA of Nematolebias whitei (Rio pearlfish), 520 nucleotides long. RefSeq names its product peptidyl-prolyl cis-trans isomerase F, mitochondrial. Gene Ontology annotation, molecular function: peptidyl-prolyl cis-trans isomerase activity. NCBI's taxonomy places the organism in Eukaryota, Metazoa, Chordata, Actinopteri, Cyprinodontiformes, Rivulidae. The record is from RefSeq and is a predicted model, not a curated record. Bases 108 to 425 code for a protein of 105 amino acids. Gene Ontology annotation, biological process: protein peptidyl-prolyl isomerization. Gene Ontology annotation, cellular component: intracellular membrane-bounded organelle. The transcript has 4 exons.